This is a messenger RNA of Odocoileus virginianus texanus, 1096 nucleotides long. The record is from RefSeq and is a predicted model, not a curated record. Lineage: Eukaryota; Metazoa; Chordata; Mammalia; Artiodactyla; Cervidae.
GGCGGGGCCUGAGAGGGUGAGUUGGGAGGGCGGUCCCAGACCCAGCGGUCAUGUGACUGGGAAGAUGGCCGCCUUUCCCUGGCAUUCCAGGAAUAGGAACUACAAGGCUGAGUUUGCGUCAUGCCGAUUGGAGGCUGUACCACUGGAGUUUGGGGACUAUCACCCACUGAAACCAAUAACUGUCACAGAGUCAAAGACAAAGAAAGUGAGCCGGAAGGGAAGCACUUCUUCCACGUCGUCUUCAUCCUCCAGCUCCGUGGUGGACCCGCUGAGCAGCGUCCUGGAUGGGACCGACCCCCUCUCCAUGUUCGCAGCCUCUGCUGACCCUGCACCCCUGGCGGCUGCCAUGGACAACUCCAGAAAGAAACGUGACAGGGAUGAUUACUCCAUUGUAGGAUCAGAUUUUGAGCCUUGGGCCAGCAAACGAGGAGAAAUCCUUGCCCGGUACACUACCACGGAAAAGCUCUCUAUUAAUCUUUUUAUGGGAUCUGAAAAAGGCAAAGCUGGGACCGCCACAUCUGCAAUGUCAGAGAAGGUUCGGACCAGGCUGGAGGAGCUGGAUGACUUUGAGGAGGGAUCCCAAAAGGAGCUGUUGAAUUUGACUCAACAGGAUUAUGUGAACCGCAUAGAGGAGCUCAACCAGUCGUUGAAGGAUGCCUGGGCCUCGGACCAGAAAGUGAAGGCUCUAAAAAUAGUCAUCCAGUGCUCAAAGCUUCUUUCGGACACAAGUGUUAUCCAGUUCUACCCAAGCAAAUUUGUCCUUAUCACUGACAUACUUGAUACAUUUGGGAAGCUGGUGUACGAGCGUAUCUUUUCCAUGUGUGUGGAUAACCGCAGCGUCUUACCAGAUCACUUCUCUCCAGAGAAUGUAAAUGACACAGCCAAGGAAACAUGCUUGAAUUGGUUUUUCAAGAUUGCUUCCAUCAGGGAGCUCAUUCCAAGAUUCUACGUGGAAGCUUCCAUCCUGAAGUGUAACAAGUUCCUCUCCAAAACGGGGAUUUCAGAGUGUCUGCCGAGGCUGACGUGCAUGGUCCGGGGGAUCGGGGACCCGCUGGUGUCGGUGUACGCCAGGGCCUACCUGUGCAGGGUGAGCUGA